Ornithorhynchus anatinus (platypus) is the source of this 2237-nucleotide messenger RNA. RefSeq names its product potassium voltage-gated channel subfamily Q member 1 (gene KCNQ1). Gene Ontology annotation, cellular component: membrane; voltage-gated potassium channel complex. Gene Ontology annotation, molecular function: voltage-gated potassium channel activity. Gene Ontology annotation, biological process: transmembrane transport; potassium ion transport. The coding region runs from base 13 to 1956 and encodes 647 amino acids. The transcript is spliced from 17 exons. The record is from RefSeq and is a predicted model, not a curated record. NCBI's taxonomy places the organism in Eukaryota, Metazoa, Chordata, Mammalia, Monotremata, Ornithorhynchidae.
CGGCCGGUGACCAUGAAGCCGGGCCCGCCGUCCUCCUCCUCCCUGGAGCUGGCCGAGGGGCCCCCGGGCCCCCAGGAGUCGGAGCCCGGGGCCCCGGGACCCCCCAACCCCGAGCCCGCCCGGCCCCGCCUCAGCCUCGACCCCCGCGUGUCCAUCUACAGUGGACGGAGACCCCUCCUCGCCCGCACCCACGUCCAGGGGCGCGUCUACAACUUCCUCGAGAGGCCCACCGGCUGGAAGUGCUUCGUCUAUCACUUCGCCGUCUUCCUCAUCGUGCUGAUCUGUCUCAUCUUCAGCGUCCUCUCCACCAUCGAGCAGUACGUGGUGCUGGCCACGGGGACUCUCUUUUGGAUGGAGAUCGUGCUGGUGGUGUUCUUCGGGACGGAGUACGUGGUUCGCCUCUGGUCCGCUGGUUGCCGCAGCAAAUACGUGGGGCUUUGGGGCCGCCUGCGCUUCGCCAGGAAACCCAUCUCUGUCAUUGAUCUGAUUGUGGUCGUGGCUUCCAUGAUCGUCCUGUGCGUGGGCUCCAAGGGUCAAGUGUUCGCCACCUCGGCCAUCAGGGGUAUUCGCUUCUUGCAGAUUUUGCGGAUGUUGCACGUGGACCGGCAGGGGGGCACGUGGAGACUCCUGGGGUCGGUGGUCUUCAUCCACAGGCAGGAGCUGAUCACCACCCUGUACAUCGGCUUCCUGGGCCUCAUCUUCUCGUCCUACUUCGUGUACCUGGCCGAGAAGGACGCCGUCAACGAGUCCGGCCAGAUGGAGUUCGGGAGCUACGCCGACGCGCUCUGGUGGGGCGUGGUGACGGUGACCACCAUCGGCUACGGCGACAAGGUGCCCCAGACCUGGAUCGGGAAGACCAUCGCCUCCUGCUUCUCCGUCUUCGCCAUCUCCUUCUUCGCCCUGCCCGCGGGCAUUCUCGGCUCAGGCUUCGCUCUCAAGGUGCAGCAGAAGCAGAGGCAGAAACACUUCAACCGGCAGAUCCCGGCGGCCGCGUCGCUCAUUCAGACGGCCUGGAGGUGCUACGCGGCGGAGAACCCCGACUCCUGCACGUGGAAGAUCUACAUCCGGAGACCCACCCGCAAUCACCACCUACUGUCGCAGAGCCCCAAGUCCAAGAAAUCAGCCGUGGUGAAAAGGAAGAAAUUCAAGCUGGAGAAGGAUAACGGCGUCGGUUCUGGAGAGAAGAUGCUAGCCAUCCCCCAGAUCACCUACGACCGUGUCUCGGAGGACAGAAAAUCCGAACAUUUCUCCAUCGACGGAUAUGAAAACUCGGUGCGGAAGAGCCAGUCGCUGCUGGAAGUGUCCGCCCGCCCCUUCGGGCGCACGAACAGCUUCGCCGAUGACCUGGACCUAGAAGGCGAGACCCUCCUGGCCCCCCUCACUCACGUCUCUCAACUUGGGGAACACCACCGGGCGGCCAUCAAGGUGAUUCGUCGCAUGCAGUACUUCGUGGCGAAGAAGAAAUUUCAGCAAGCGAGGAAGCCUUACGACGUGCGGGACGUCAUCGAACAAUACUCCCAAGGCCAUCUCAACCUCAUGGUGCGGAUCAAGGAGCUGCAAAGGAGGCUGGACCAGUCCAUUGGAAAGCCAUCUUUCUUCAUCUCCGUCUCAGACCACCCGCCCUCGGGCCGAGCCCCCAGCCCGUCCGGCCCAGGACUCCCACCCCGGAGGGGGGACCAGGACGCUUGGGGAGAUGGAGAGAAAAGCAAAGACCGGGGAAAUAAUUCCAUCGGCGCCAGGCUCAACCGACUGGAAGACAAGGUCAUCCAGAUGGACCAGAAGCUCAACGUCAUCACCGACCUCCUCCAGCGCCUGGUCGCCCUGCAGUCGGGGGGUGGCCGGUCCCCCCCGCCGGCCGGCCGGGCCCACCCUGAUCCCCACCUGCCCAGCAGCCCCCUCCCCACCUACGAGCAGCUGACCGGCCCCCGGAGACCCCCACAGAACCGCAGCUCCUGAUGACCGGCGCCUGGAGCCUUGGACCUCUCCCCAUCCUGGGCCGCCCCGAAUCCUCCGCCACCGCCUCCUCCGCCCGAGGACCCCCAGACCCGCGGCUCAGGGAGCCGGCCGGGGGGCGUCUCCGGCCUCUGGACCGGACACUCAGACUUGGGGGAGAAGGAGGGGAGGCCGUCUCUUCCCCUCCACCCCCACCUCCUCUCCCCGCUCUGUCCCAAUUUGCUCCCUUCAACUGGGCUCGAGUGAGGAGUGAGCAAAUAAUAAUAAUUAUUAUUAUUACGGUA